UUCUACGCCAUCCUUAAAACUGCAGCAAGUCCUCCUCUUUACUAUUUGAAACAGCGUUGGUUGUACAAGCAGCUGGAGGCAAAUCCCGAUCAGCGGCAUCGCAGAGUUACAUCCCAACAUGAGGCUGGGACUGGCCACUGUGGUGUGUUUCUUCAGCUUUGUGUGGUUGUCGGAGUGCGCGCCUCCGACCUGCUACUCCAGAGCGCUCGGCCUGAGCAAAGAAGUCAUGGCUCUGCUGGAUAAAAUACACACUUAUCACCGCACGAAAACGUGCGCUCUGAUCUUCCCUACCAUCUUCCUUGAUGUGCAUAACUCAUGUGUCACCACCAAGCUCCGUGACUUUCUCUACGUGGUGCUGAACCAUCCCGACCAGCAAUGCAGAGAGCGUCCCAGAAUAGUGCUGCUCAAACGUAAAAUCCAAAACUUGUACUCCAUCAUCACCAGAAUUUGUUAUCGGGACCUGGUGUUUUUCACAGAUGACUGUGAGGCCAUUGAUACUGGCCACACCAGACCUCACUAUGCAGAGGACAGGCUUCAGCUUCUGCAAGAGGACAGAUGAGCAACACACAGAGCAGACAAGACAUCCACUGGUCUAUCGUAUUCAUAAAAACACAUAUCAGCAAUAUGUAGAAUGCAGCUACAAAUACAUGUAUAAUACGUACCACAGCCUAUACUGUGUAUUAGAUGCAUCAUAUGGCAGGCCACACAGUGCUGUUACAUACCUUACCUAGUUGGCUCUGUGUUAGCUGCAGACUCAUGUUAGUGGACAUGUGUGGUUACAUUACAGCAAGGAGGGCAGAACUUUCCACAGGAAAUUUGCUGAAUGCCAACCAUGCCGAUGAAAACCUUGAAAUAAUAAAGCAAUAAGAGAUUCUUGUGAGCCGGGCUUUAACCGCUGCUUACUUAGCAGGGCUGAUCAAAGCUCUGUGUGUCAUUAAGACAAAUAUGUUGUGUUGCUAUAACCCUCGGUCGGACUAACGUGUCUUAAAGGAGCACUAUACAGCAUUUUGUAAACAUGAGUUGAACAUGGUGGUUAAAAACGUUAUGUAAGAAAUAUAUGUCAUAAGCAUUUCCUCGGUUGUACAGUAUGUUCCCUCAGAAAUAUCUCACAUAGAAGUGUUUUUACUUGUUGCUGCUGCUUAGAGUGAAGCUCAGUAAAACUCAUAUUUUUAUGGCCUUAAACACAUGCAUAUGAACUAAUAGAACCCCCCCCCCCCCCCCCCCAUGUCAUAGACAUUAUUAGAAUCUUGUGCCAUUAUGUAUACUUAAUGGCAAUCUCUAUACAGUAUGUCUUAUAUUAUUAAUAAAACUCCUCUUAAUGUA
Seriola aureovittata is the source of this 1323-nucleotide messenger RNA. RefSeq names its product cytokine-like protein 1 (gene cytl1). NCBI's taxonomy places the organism in Eukaryota, Metazoa, Chordata, Actinopteri, Carangiformes, Carangidae. The transcript is spliced from 4 exons. The record is from RefSeq and is a predicted model, not a curated record. Bases 119 to 559 code for a protein of 146 amino acids. Gene Ontology annotation, biological process: positive regulation of transcription by RNA polymerase II.